UUUGACCACAAAUGUGUCGAAAUGUAGCUGUCGAUUGAUAUUUCACUGAAUUACCUCGCUAGUUGGAUACCUUCCUGUAAUUAGUUGGUGUUCGGCUGUAUUUAAUUGUUGGCAUGAUAUUGAUCGUUUACCUUGCAUGCUGGUUCACGCGAUCCCCCACAAAUACCGUUAUCUGGUUUAAACAUUUCGUCAAGUAAUAUUGAUUCACUCAACACCGUCUGCAUAUUGUAAUUCGAGCUGCAUAAUAAGAUUGCUUCAUUGUUUUAAAGAUUUUUUAAAAUUGCGUUUUUUCAAAAGCGAAAGCUAUGGGUGAACAAUGAAAAAGUAAAAAGGAAACUGAACUAGCAAACCCGCUCUUAAUACAAACUAAAGCUGAAGUGGAAUUGAAAGGAAAAUACAAACUGGAGAAAGAUUGGUGGUUAUUCAGAUGGGCAGCUGUCAUGUCUUCGACUUCUAAAAAACACAAGGACUUUGUGGCCGAGCCCAUGGGCGAAAAGCCUGUGAUGGCGUUGGCUGGAAUAGGGGAGGCUCUUGGGAAGAGACUUGAAGAGAAGGGCUUUGACAAGGCAUAUGUAGUUUUAAGUCAGUUCCUGGUGUUGAAGAAGGACGAGGAGCUGUUCGGGGAGUGGAUGAAAGACACGUGCGGUGCGAAUGCCAAGCAGCAGCGUGACUGCUCCGGCUGCCUGCGCGAGUGGAGCGACUCGUUCCUGUAGUGCCGCUCGUCAACGACGAAGCAGCGCCGCGUUUUCACGGUCUCCAUGCAUUUCAUCCGCCGUCCUUCACUCUUCUACAGGCUGCUCAGCUCUCGCCGUACCUCGGAUCACAAUAUGUGUGUUGGACUUCUGGGGGUUCUGGGGGCACGAUUUGGCUCAUCAUUUCUGUAAACCUUAGGCUGUUUGCGUUCAGAAGUACAUGCACUGCCACUCCGCACAACCUUUCCGACUGUUAUUGUGGUUUCCUAGACACGACCCUAUAUUAUUAAAAUGGCAUGGCUUUUAAAAAGUUUUAAACAUAACACAGCUUUUAAACAGUUUCUUUCUUUCUUUUCUUUUUUGGUGCUCUCAUUCUGAUACAUUUGGUACAUUCUGGUUUUAAAUGACCGUUUGUGCUUUAAUGCAUCAAAAUGUCAGACUGAAUUGAAGUGGUUUGGGCAGUUGCAACACUUGUGAUAUUAAUGUUUUAGCUGUGAACUAGUUUUAAUUUCACAAGUUUCAGCUUCCAGCAGUUUAAUUACGAGAAACAAAUGACUGAAGGUUUUCAGUGAACUGACAAAAUUCUCCCAAAUGUGAAGUUUUUCAGAGGUUAUUUUUCUGAUGUCCUAUAAAUGAAGUAAAGGAAGUGGUGGAUAAUGACACUGGUUUUUGUUUUUGUCUUGACUGUGGGAUGGAGGGAAUAUAUGCUGUUAACGUUUUUUUAUUUUAUUUACAAUUGUGCCCUGUAGUUUGUUGAGGAUCUGACCUUUCUAAAAAAAUAAAUAAAAUCAAGCAUAAAACUUU
Molecule: messenger RNA, 1496 nt
Organism: Conger conger (European conger)
Lineage: Eukaryota; Metazoa; Chordata; Actinopteri; Anguilliformes; Congridae
Product: barrier-to-autointegration factor-like
Exons: 3
Coding region: 441-713 (90 amino acids)
Molecular function (GO): DNA binding
Source: RefSeq, a predicted model, not a curated record